AUGCCAUACUACAGUAAAAAACAAAUAAACCGAGCUGAAAAAUUUAGAGCGAUGACUUGGUUAAGAUCAAAGAACUUUAUUAUCAACACGCAAACAGAAUCUCCCAACAUGGAUAGCAAGGGUUAUCUGCAGUCCUAUGGCUGGAUCGAGGGUGAAGCUUUGAGAGAUGGCGGUCUAAAGCGCCCGAUCCUAGUCAAGCAUAAGAAAGACAAGAAGGGCCUAGGUUCCGCGCCAGGUCACGAUGACAGCGAAGCCUGGUGGGAGAGGCUUUUUGAUGGGCAUCUAAAAGGCCUCAAUGUUAGUGAUACAAAAGACGGGAACAUCCGGUUCGAACAGAAAGAGGUCGUAGCUGCUGGGGUUUCGAAGAAGGACUCACCACUGUACAGAUGGUUUGUGCAAGGAGAAGGCCUCAAGGGUACGAUCGAGAGUGCCAAGGAGGCGAGUCGAAAGCGUGUCCGGGACGAAAGCGAUGAAAAUAAGGGAAAGAAGCAUAGGCCUACCGGUGAGGACAAGAGGGACAAGAACGAGAAGAAACACAAGGAGGACAAGAAACACAAGAAGGACAAGAAAGUCGAGAAGGACAAGAAGGAUAAGAAGGAUAAGAAGGAUAAGAAGGAUAAGAAGGAUAAGAAGGAUAAGAAGGACAAGAAAGUUAAGAAAGUCAAAAAGGGGAAGAAGGAGAAGAAAGUCAAGAAAUAA
Messenger RNA from Lachancea thermotolerans CBS 6340, 699 nucleotides. RefSeq names its product Tma23p (gene TMA23). The record is from RefSeq and is a predicted model, not a curated record. The coding region runs from base 1 to 699 and encodes 232 amino acids. The transcript has a single exon. Lineage: Eukaryota; Fungi; Ascomycota; Saccharomycetes; Saccharomycetales; Saccharomycetaceae.